Messenger RNA from Moneuplotes crassus, 564 nucleotides. NCBI's taxonomy places the organism in Eukaryota, Ciliophora, Spirotrichea, Euplotida, Euplotidae. The record is from the annotation of a GenBank genome assembly.
CAAAUUAAACAAAAACAGCUAUGAGAACAAAAUUUUAAGACUUUUGGCUUUAUUAAAAAUUAUGAAGGAAUGGGAUCUCAAGGAAUACAUAAUUUCUUACCUCCUGAAAUAAAGAGAUUUAAAAUAAAGAAAGAACUUUUGAAGAAGUACAAGUGAAAAAUAGAGGAAAGAGAAAAUUCCAAAGGAUGUGUUACCACAGUUUACAUCUGUCAGUAUGAUGACUGCAAUAAAGAGUUCACUCGCACCUGGAGCAUCCUCGAUCACGUUCGUAUGCACGAAGGUGAAAAGCCUUACCAGUGCCCAUUUUGCAGCAGACAGUACACCCAAAAAGGUAACCUUGACAAGCACAUGCUUUUGCACCAAAAACCAGAAGUAGAGGCAAGGAGAAGUCAUCAAUGACUACACUGAGCCAAAUGGUACACAGAGAAAUACAACCUCAAGACUCACAUCAGAAAGUUCCAUCCAGAAGAAUACAAGCAGAAAUACGGAGUGUACAAAAAGAGGCAGUCCUAACGAUUAAUAUCAAAAUUAUCUAAAAAUCUCUCUUCUUUCUCUUGUAACCUA